Molecule: messenger RNA, 3049 nt
Organism: Dreissena polymorpha
Lineage: Eukaryota; Metazoa; Mollusca; Bivalvia; Myida; Dreissenidae
Product: galactocerebrosidase-like
Exons: 18
Coding region: 37-2064 (675 amino acids)
Biological process (GO): galactosylceramide catabolic process
Cellular component (GO): lysosome
Molecular function (GO): galactosylceramidase activity
Source: RefSeq, a predicted model, not a curated record
UUGUGGUUACUCAAAAGGCUAAAUCCAAUGUAAACAAUGUUGGGCUUGUUGAUAUGUCUUGUGGCAUUCGCACAAUCUCCUCGUGCCGGGGCAGAAAUAUACACUGUAGAUGAUGGCUAUUGUUUAGGCCGCCUCUUUGAUGGAAUUGGGGCAAUAAGUGGAGGCGGGGCAACAUCAAAGCUACUUGUAAACUACCCUGAUACUCAGCGCCGUGAGAUUCUCGACUAUCUCUUCAAGCCAAAUUUUGGAUCAUCUCUGCAGAUACUGAAAGUUGAAAUCGGUGGGGAUGGCCAAAGUACAGACGGGACUGAAAGCUCUCACAUGCACUCUCCAGAGGAUGAAAACUAUCGUCGUGGUUACGAGUGGUGGCUCAUGGUGGAGGCCAAGAAAAGGAAUCCUGCCAUCAAGAUCUAUGCCCUGUCGUGGGCAUUUCCAGGCUGGCUGAACAAGGAAGGACAACGUAAUCCAUACACGUACGCCAACGUGACUGCUGGCUAUGUCAUCAAGUGGAUACAGGGAGCACAUACUCACUAUGGGAUCUCUGUAGACUAUGUGGGGAUCUGGAAUGAGAAAGUCUAUGACAGGAAUUAUGUCAUUACCCUACGUCGGGAGCUUGACCGUGCGGGACUGCACCACGUAUUGGUUGUGGCCCCUGAUGCUCCCUUGAUCAACGACUGGAAAAUUUGCCCUGACAUUCUCAAGGACCCGGAACUUGCAAAGGCUGUCAACAUUGUUGGGUGUCACUACCCGGGAACGCUCACGACAACGGCUGCCAUAGAAACAGGCAAGCCUCUGUGGGCCUCUGAGGAUUACAGCACCUUCAAUGACCUGAGUGGAGGAGGGUGCUGGGCAAGGAUACUGAAUCAGAACUAUGUGAACGGCAAUAUCACAGCCACAAUAGCAUGGAACCUGAUUGCGUCAUAUUAUGACACUCUGCCUUACACACGAGAGGGACUGAUGACAGCUGAAACACCUUGGAGUGGACACUAUGUUGUGGAAAGUCCAAUAUGGAUGACUGCCCACACCACCCAGUUCACAGAGAUAGGGUGGAGCUACCUUCGUCAUAGGUACGGAAGUGGUCAUCUGGCAGGGGGCGGGAGCUACGUGUCACUGACCAGUCCUGACCGCAACCAACUGACUAUUGUCUUGGAAACCAUGAGUCACGACCACUCCCAGUGUAUCAGACCUCCACUGCCGGAAUACAAUGUCACCAAGCAAGAUGUCUUCAUGCAGCUGAAAGGGAACUUUGCAAAUAUCAGCUCUCUACAAGUCUGGAGGUCAGCACUAAAAUUUGGGGACGCUUCAUCAGAAUUCUUUCAGAAUCAUGGGGAAAUCAAGGUUGUUGAUGGUCGAGUGAAACUGCAGCUGAACGUCGAUGAGUUGGUUACCUUGACCACAGUUACCACGGGCAACAAGGGGUCACACCCUGACCCGCCUCCUGACACAGAGUUCCCACUUCCAUACAAGGAGGACUUUGAAAACUAUGUAGAGGACAUGGAGCCAUACAACUUUGCCCAGCAGACAGGAGUGUUUGAGGUGCACUCAGACGGUAACCAUGGUAACAUGAUGCGCCAGAUGGUGCUGCAGAUCCCCAUCUACUGGUGCAGUGCAGAGAAACUGAACCUUGCUAUCACUAUGAUAGGCAGUGAGACUUGGUCAGACAUAGCGAUCAUCGUUGAUGCCAGGUUACCUAGCAACACCUCUGCAGCAGAGGGGUAUUUCCUGGCCGCAAGGGUCAACCAGGGGGGUUGCUGGGUGUACCAGUCCAGGGGCGUGUUCAUAUUCGUGGAUCCGGUGCGGGAGAUGUUUGCUGUUUACGGCAGCAUUGAUAAGACGGUUUUCCUGGCGGAAGGAAGCACAGGUACCAUGACAUCUCAUGGAUGGAACACACUGUCACUCAGUCUGAAGUCCACCUGGGCGAACGGUUCAGUGAAUGGUCGUAUGUUGUUCAACGUUACAGUUCCAGAAGAGACGUCUAAUGGUUUUGUUGGUUUGGGAACAACGUCUUGGGGAUAUGCAGACUUUGACAACAUCUACAUCGACAAUCCAGGGUCACACUUGUAGAUGUUUGAUAUGAAUAGGCUUAAGUAGGGUUCUAAAGAGCUGCAUUCUUGGAAAACGGGACUUAAUACGUAUGUGUAAAGUGCCGUCAGAGAAAACCAGUGCAGUCUGCACAGGCUUACCAGGGACAAAACUCUCCGCAUAGACUUGAUUUUCUUCUAAAAGGGACUUUCUUUGAAUGAAAAAAAGACGGACGUGCGGAAAGCGUUGUCCCUGAUUAGGCUAAUCUGGGAUGAUACUUUAUGCACAUGCAUUAAACCCUUUUUUCCUGUGAACAGGGCUCAAACAAUCUGGGUGUACAUUAAUAUGUUGCCACACAAGAUAACAGCUAGUCUUACCGGGUACAUGAAUAUGAAAAGAAAGCAUUAAAGAAAUCUUGCCAGUGUCUUGUAUGGUUAUUCCAAUAGAUUGAGGAUACGGAUUAAAGUACAUCGUAAAAAUAUAUAAUUAUUCUAUAUCCAAUAAAUUCAUCCAAUCGGCAUUCUUCAUAUGUACCACGAGACCGUACAAUAUAUUCCGGUAUUGGAUCCAAAAAGUCUGUAUUUUUUCCAUAUUGGACAGUUGAGUACAAGUGCACUAAGCAAUUGUUUUAUAACGAUAUAAGCCGUUACCGAGAAAAAAGUAUCAGAAUGUACAAUAAUCAAUUCACACAGGCGCUUGUCUUGAAAAACAAAAACAAAGCAAAAACUUGAAAAUAGCACAGAUGCAAUCAAAGCAUUUUAAAAUCAAAACUAUAAUGAAAAUGACACAAAGAGCUGAAGAAAGGGAUAUAGAAUAAAAAGCUUAUUAGACGUUUAAACUGUACAAUACGUGAUAUAUUUGGACUCGCAUACACUUUGAAGUCAUAUUGGACUCGCCUAACGGCUCGUCCAAUAUGACGUCAAACUGUGUGCUCGUCCAAAUAUAUCUUCGUAUUGUACAGUGAAACGUCUAAUAACCGGUAUUAAUAUAAGCCGCACUCUGUGAAAAGGGGAUUUAAUGCAUGUGU